AUGAUCGCAAAUGGGAUAGGGUUACGACAAGGUGAUGGAGGUGAAGAAGAGGGAUUGGGAGUCAAGCAUGGUGGUUUUGUAAAGGAGGCCUGGGAAAAUAAUGAUGGGCAGCUAGAAUGUGAGCUGAGAAGGGAUGUUGGGUUUUGGAAUUUUGGCUGGUGGAGACUAAUGGCACUGAUGGGUCGUGGCGUAGAGAUGAAGAUGGAAUGGCUAGGAAAUGGUGGUGUGCGGUGUCGCCCCCCAUUUCCAGUCCUAGAUCACUCUCAUUACCGCACCUCCUCCAUAGCCUCUGCAAACGCUCACUCACCCGCGGUACAUCACCGCCUUCCUGGCCAUCCCAGCCAAACUUUGGAUCACCACUUCCAGCUUCCACCACCACGCUCGCCGUGCGCACCACCGCCGACCACCAUCACCCCCAAACCCACCGCGAGUCACGCACGCAGUCGCGCCUCGCCACCUCCAUCGAGCCUCCGCAAGCGACCCAAACCACUUCCACGAAUCCCUAUUUCACAGCUCCGGCCACCACCACCAACCACCCCAUUUCAGCCUCACCGGAAUCACGAACAAUUGCCCUCCACUGUGAGCCAUUCAUCGCGCCUCCAAACACCUCGGGCUGAAACCACCACAGCUCGUCAGACCCAACUGCGCGAUUCUCGCGUUUCCAUUGAAAGCUCCACCGCGGGCUGCGCCGCCCACACCGGCCGUAGCGAAUCCGGCCUCCCCCCGCCCCUUUUUUUUUGCCAGCUACUCGUGGCGCUGCCUCACUCAGCAGCUCAUCUCCUCACCGCAAGGCGCCACCAGCCUCCACCGUGUUUCGUUCCCUGGCUGUCACCGCACCACCGCCAGUGCUAA
This is a messenger RNA of Sphenostylis stenocarpa, 852 nucleotides long. The record is from the annotation of a GenBank genome assembly. Lineage: Eukaryota; Viridiplantae; Streptophyta; Magnoliopsida; Fabales; Fabaceae.